Coccomyxa subellipsoidea C-169 is the source of this 2969-nucleotide messenger RNA. RefSeq names its product P-loop containing nucleoside triphosphate hydrolase protein. The transcript has 13 exons. The coding region runs from base 172 to 2541 and encodes 789 amino acids. Gene Ontology annotation, molecular function: translation initiation factor activity; GTPase activity; GTP binding. The record is from RefSeq and is a predicted model, not a curated record. Lineage: Eukaryota; Viridiplantae; Chlorophyta; Trebouxiophyceae; Coccomyxaceae.
CGUGUGCGCCAGGAGGAAGAGGCGGCCCGGCUGGCGGAAGAGGUGGAGGCGACCAGGGCGGCGGAUGCGGAGCGGCGGAAAGCGGAGCGGCUAGCGCGCCGCGCAGAAGCAAAGCGGCAGGGCCUCAUCCUCACCGGCAAGGCCAAGAAGGAGGCGGAGCGCCUGGCCGCCAUGCGCGAGCAGAUCCUCAAGAACGCCAACCUUGAUGAAGUUGGUGCGGCCCCUACCCCAACUAAGGAGAGGUCUGCACCAAAGAAGGUGGUGUAUGGGAGGAAGAAGUCGGCAAAGAGGCAGGACAGCGGCGAGGCCAAGACGGCGGAGGAGAUGGAGCAGGAAGCUGCUGCUGCCAAGGCUGCGCUCGAAGCUCAGCGGCAACAGGAGGAGGAGCAGAGAAGGCAGGAGGAAGAGGCCAGGAAGGCGGAGGAAGAGGCGGCUGCGCGUGCAGCAGCGGAGGCACACGUGUCAGAGUCAGAGGAGGACACCAACUGGGAGGACAUGGACCUGGAUGCAGUCAAGCUUCCUGGCAUCGAGGAGGAGCCCAGCCCUGCAGAGGUUGCCAAGAGGGCCGCAGCUGACGCAGCUGCAGAGGACUCCUCCUCGGAGGAUUACAGCAGCUCGGAGGUGGACAGCGAGGAGGCGAGGGAGAAUGAGCAGCGGGACCGGCUCAAAAAGGUGCAGGCAGAAGCCAAUGCCCGCCUCAAGGCCGCCAAGGAGGCUGGCUCGCGGGACGUCCUGCGCUCUCCAAUCUGCUGCAUCCUGGGCCACGUCGACACUGGCAAGACGAAGCUGCUGGACAACGUACGGCGGACGACUGUGCAGGAGGGUGAGGCAGGCGGCAUCACGCAGCAAAUCGGCGCCACCUACGUCCCUGGCGACGCCAUCUGCAUGCGCACAGAGGCCCUGCGCAAGGGCAAGGAGUUUGAGCUCAAGCUGCCCGGCCUCCUCAUCAUCGACACCCCAGGUCACGAGUCGUUUACGAACCUGCGCUCGCGCGGCUCCGGGCUGUGCGACAUUGCCAUCCUGGUGGUGGACAUCAUGCACGGCAUGGAGCAGCAGACCAUGGAGUCCAUCAACCUGCUCAAGAUGCGCAACACCCCCUUCAUCGUCGCCCUCAACAAGGUGGACCGGCUGUUUGAGUGGCAGGCCGUCAAGGACGCGCCGAUCAUGGAGGCCCUGGAGCGGCAGAAGCCGCAUGUGAAGGCCCAGUUUGAGCAGCGCCUGCAGCAGAGCAUCCUCAACCUCAACGAGCAGGGCCUCAACGUGGCGCUGUACUGGAAGAACCCGGACAAGAGGAAAUAUGUCAACAUUGUGCCCACGUCCGCCAUCUCCGGGGAGGGCAUCCCCGACAUGCUCCAGCUGCUUGUCCGCCUCACCCAGGACAUGAUGUCGGAGCGGCUGAUGUUCAUCAGCGAGCUGCAGUGCACGGUGCUGGAGGUGAAGGUGGUGGAGGGCCUGGGCACCACUGUGGACGUCGUCCUGGUCAACGGCGUGCUGCACGAGGGCGACACCAUCGUCCUCUGCGGCAUGAAUGGCCCCAUCGUCACCAACAUCCGCUCCCUGCUCACUCCCCACCCCCUCAAGGAGCUGCGAGUGAAGGGCAGCUACGUGCACCACAAGGAGAUCCAGGCAGCGCAGGGCGUCAAGCUCGCUGCGCAGAACCUGGAGACGGCGGUGGCGGGCACGCAGCUGCACGUGCUGCACAAGCCUGAAGACCUGGAGGGGCUCAAGCUGCUGGCCAUGAAGGACAUGGAGGACAUCUUCAAGUCUGUCGACCGCUCCGGGGAGGGCGUGUGCGUGCAGGCGAGCACGCUGGGGUCGCUGGAAGCGCUGCUUGAGUUUUUGCGGUCGCCGGCCGUGAAGAUCCCGGUGUCGGGCAUUGCGAUCGGCCCCAUCCACAAGAAGGACGUGAUGCGCGCAAGCGUGAUGCUGGAGAAGGGCCGCCAGAAGUUUGCGGUCAUCCUGGCCUUUGACGUGCCCGUGACCAAGGAGGCGCGCGAGCUGGCCGAGUCCCUGGGCGUCCGCAUCUUCACUGCUGACAUCAUCUACCACCUCUUCGACCAUGGCAGGGGGUGUCUGAAGCGGUGCGGCGGUGGGGUGCAGGUGAAGGAUGCGGAGCAGGAGGCGGCCAAGGGCGAUGCGGUGUUCCCCUGCAUCCUCAAGAUCCUGCCCACCUGCGUCUUCAACGCCAAGGACCCCAUCGUGCUCGGCGUAGACGUCGUGGAGGGCAUCGCCAAGGUGGGCACGCCCAUCUGCGUGCCUUCUCAGGGCGGCGUGGAUUUGGGAAAGAUUGCGUCGCUGGAGCUGAACCACAAGCCGGUAGAUACCGCGAAGAAGGGCCAGUCCGUGGCCAUGAAGAUUGAGGCCCAGACCACGACUGAGGCCACCCGCCUCUACGGCCGCCAUUUUGACUUCAAGGACGAGCUGGUGAGCCGCAUCUCGCGCAAGUCCAUCAACCUGCUGAAGGAUCACUUCAGGGAGGACAUGAGCAAGGAGAACUGGCAGUUGGUCAUGAAGCUCAAGAAGGUGUUCAACAUCGACUGAGCGCCGCACCAGCGUCAGCAACCUCAAAGGCUGGCUGUUUGUAGUACACGAUGGGCUGGCCAGGGCUGACAAGAAGUGCAAUUUGAGCUGCGAGCAAAUUUUGAGCAUUUCCAAAUAAGAAUGUCAGGUUCUUGGCAGGCCCUACUGUUAUUGAGAAGAAGUAUCUAAGCAAGGCAUGCUUUGGACCAUGAAGGACAUAAAUAGCCUAGUAGCUGCUCAAUAAGGGACUCUUUCUACGUCGUCAGCAGUUUCUGGCUUCCUGCAGGUCACUGCCAUUGGAGAGCUCAUUCUAGUUAGGUCUCAUCUUGUACGACAAUUGCACAGCUAAAUGAGACUGAGGGUUUCUAUUACCGAGUUGUCAGGCAGCAAAGAAGGCGUCUAGUCUUCUCUGUUGUCUGGCAUAACAUUUGUAAACCUUACGUAUUGUG